Messenger RNA from Ilyonectria robusta, 1518 nucleotides. RefSeq names its product kinase domain-containing protein. Gene Ontology annotation, biological process: intracellular monoatomic cation homeostasis; intracellular signal transduction; protein phosphorylation. The record is from RefSeq and is a predicted model, not a curated record. The transcript has 2 exons. Gene Ontology annotation, molecular function: protein serine/threonine kinase activity; ATP binding. Bases 1 to 1518 code for a protein of 505 amino acids. NCBI's taxonomy places the organism in Eukaryota, Fungi, Ascomycota, Sordariomycetes, Hypocreales, Nectriaceae.
AUGCCGACUCCUCCCGUCUCCUCGAUCAAACCGCCAUCCGCCUCGAGUUCUAAGCCCUCGUCGAUCAAGUCUCAGGAGGGCGUCAAGAAGUCCCCGGGCUUGGUCCCGCAGAAUGGCACCAACGUCAACGGCAGCCCCGUUCCUGAUGCCCACCUCAAGCCCUCAGACAGAGGAUCUGUGAAGGAACGCUUUACUCGCAUGUUCUCCAAGGAAUCUGUUCGUCUGGGCACAUCCACUCCUCCUCCCGCCGACCCCGCCAACCGCCCAAGAACCACUUCGAUCAAUGGCGCCGCCUCUCCCCUUCCCCGCAAGCCUGGCUCCAUCGAGAAGGGCGCCGAGAAGCCCGUAGCGAAACCUGCAGACAAGGCUUCCUCCUCGGUCAAGCCCGCCAAAGCCCCCGCGACAAAAGAGCCUCAGCAGCGCUUCGUCCUCCUUCCCGACGCCACUGGUGGCCAUGAGCACCACUUGAAAUCGAGCCGCAGACAAGAGAAGCUUUCGGACAUGUGGAGAUCCAUACUGGGCAAGAAGCAGGAGGCAGCGCCUGAUCAUGAUCUCUCGCUCGUCUCCAACUGGGUUGAUUCACUAAGACUGGAGAAGGAGGAAGCUGGUGAGAAGAAGGCUGGACCCAACGCCAACGCGACAUCCACCCUUGUCGAAAAAUAUGGAAAAUGUCAAGAAGUCGUCGGCCGCGGUGCUUUCGGCAUCGUGCGAAUCUCCCACAAGAAGGUGGGCGGGAGCGGCGAGAAGCUCUUUGCUGUGAAGGAGUUCCGUCGUCGACCCGAAGAGACGGAGAAGAAGUACAGCAAGCGCCUUACGGCUGAGUUCUGUAUUUCUUCCUCACUUCGACACCCCAACGUUAUCCAUACUCUCGACUUACUCAAAGAUGCCAAGGGUGACUACUGUGAAGUCAUGGAGUUCUGUGCCGGUGGUGAUUUAUAUACUCUUGUCCUUUCAAGUGGCAAGCUUGAGGUUCAGGAGGCCGACUGUUUCUUCAAGCAAAUGAUGCGAGGUGUUGAGUACCUGCACGAAAUGGGCGUUGCGCAUCGCGAUCUUAAGCCGGAGAAUCUCCUCCUUACCACUCGCGGCGGCCUCAAAAUCACCGACUUUGGCAACGGAGAGUGCUUCCGAAUGGCUUGGGAAACAGACGCCCACAUGGUCUCGGGUCUAUGUGGCUCCGCACCCUACAUCUCUCCCGAGGAGUAUACAGACAAGGAGUUUGAUGCUAGAGCCGUCGAUGUCUGGGCCUGUGGUGUCAUCUAUAUGGCCAUGCGCACCGGUCGCCACCUCUGGCGCUUGGCCAAGAAGGAUGAUGAUGAAUUUUAUGCCCGUUAUCUAGAAGGUCGACGGGACGAGGAGGGAUAUGGACCUAUCGAGUCCCUUCAUCGCGCGCGUUGUCGCAAUGUCAUCUACUCGGUCCUCGACCCUCAUCCAACCCGUCGCUUGACAGCUGCCCAGGUCCUUAAGUCGGAGUGGGUUCGCGAGAUCAAGCUAUGCAAGGCUGGUGAAGAGGGUCUGUAA